This is a messenger RNA of Bolinopsis microptera, 1024 nucleotides long. RefSeq names its product large ribosomal subunit protein uL13-like. Gene Ontology annotation, biological process: negative regulation of translation; translation. Bases 44 to 595 code for a protein of 183 amino acids. Gene Ontology annotation, molecular function: mRNA binding; structural constituent of ribosome. The record is from RefSeq and is a predicted model, not a curated record. Gene Ontology annotation, cellular component: ribosome; mitochondrial large ribosomal subunit. The transcript is spliced from 4 exons. Lineage: Eukaryota; Metazoa; Ctenophora; Tentaculata; Lobata; Bolinopsidae.
CACCGGUUUGCCUGCUAAUGAUAACCCAGUAACACCCAGAGCAAUGUCACACCGGUUUGCCUGCACCAGGAACGCUAAGCUCCUUGUCACUUCACGGCAGUGGGUCCUGCUAGACGCUACUGGUCAGCAGUUAGAGGGCAUAGCAAGGACAGUCUGCAAACUACUGGAGGGCAGACACAAACCUAUUUACAGUAACGUUAUGGACGCUGGAGAUCACGUGGUAGUUAUAAACACUAAACAGCUAGUAGUACCAGAUAAGAAGGUACUGUGGUGGUACUCCGGCUACGCGCAAGGACACAGACACGUCUACUCCAAAGACUUCCAUAUAUUCAGACCUACUGAGUGUCUUCGUCUACAGGUUGAGUUGAAGUUACCUGAGAAGCACGCUUUACAGGAGAGGCUGGCAAGGUUACAUCUCUUUCCAGGACACAACUACCCCUACGCUGCCAAUAUUUCAAAGGUGAUGGAAGGGCCUGAUAACGUGUUUAAAUCCCUGACCGAGUAUUCAGGAGAAGAGAGAGAUAUGUUCGUGAAGGCCCCUGACUGUAGGGUAAAGAAAGCUACUCCGCUCUACGACUGGGAUGAUCUUAGCUGAGAUCACUUGUUACUGUAUCUGAGAUCACGUGUUACUGUAUCUGAGAUCACGCGUUACUGUAUCUGAGAUCACGUGUUACUGUAUCUGAGAUCACGUGUUACUGUAUCUGAGAUCACGUGUUACUGUAUCUGAGAUCUCGUGUUACUGUAUCUGAGAUCACGAGUUACUGUAUCUGAGAUCACGUGUUACUGUAUCUGAGAUCACGUGUUACUGUAUCUGAGAUCACGUGUUACUGUAUCUGAGAUCACGUGUUACUGUAUCUGAGAUCAUGCGUUACUGUAUUUAAGAUCACGUGUUACUGUAUCUGAGAUCACGUGUUACUGUAUCUGAGAUCACGUGUUACUGUAUCAGACAUGAAACUCAGUGUGAGAGUUGGAUAGAUGUUUUACGAAAUUUAUACGAGUAAUUUUAUUACUGUGCUAUUUCAAA